Molecule: messenger RNA, 2436 nt
Organism: Abrus precatorius (Indian licorice)
Lineage: Eukaryota; Viridiplantae; Streptophyta; Magnoliopsida; Fabales; Fabaceae
Product: probable serine/threonine-protein kinase PIX7
Exons: 6
Coding region: 614-2068 (484 amino acids)
Biological process (GO): protein phosphorylation
Molecular function (GO): protein kinase activity; ATP binding
Source: RefSeq, a predicted model, not a curated record
AAACGCAUUUUUCAUUUUUUAAAAAUUACAUAUUAAAGAAUGAGAGAGAAGAGAAAGAGAAUCCAUAAUAUUUUAGAGUUCAUUUUAUUUAGAUACCAACAAUUAUCUGAUUUUUAAUUUUUCACAAUUUUUUUUUUCUUCGUUUCCAUUUCAGCAUUGGUUUCGGAGUUGUACUGGGUCAGCUUGCAUAGCAUCAUAGGACUUAGGAGGAGGAGGACGCAACCCCAUCUCUGAGAUUGAUGUCUGGGUAUGUGUCUGCCUCUGAGCAUAGCUUUCUCAGUUGAGCUAAGUUGCCAUGUUCUUUUUGGGUAAAGGUUUGGCAUUACUCUCUUCAGUUUCCCCACAAGCUGAUCAAUCUAGGGUUCUUUUCUUUUUUCAUUUGGGGUUUUGAUCUGUUCGUGUGAUCUGCCCCUUUUUUUGUCAGUUUAAAUUUCUGGGUAUUUUGGGUUUUGUGGUUAUGAAGAGUUUUGAGUAGUAAAGUUGUGAUUUUUAGGUUUUAUUUGGGAAUUGGCCUUCUGGGUCUGGGCUUGUUGUGGGUGAUUUGGUGGUGGGGGAUUGUGGGGUGGUUUGGUUUUGAUGAUUUGUGCGUUUGAUUCUUUAGGGCUUGCUAGAGAUGGGGUUUGGUGCUGAGAAUGGUAAGGUGGUGGAGUCUUUGGAUGUGUGUAAAUCAAAGGGGAGAAAGAAGAAGAAGAAAGAGGAUGGGGUAGUGGAAGAGGAAGAGACUGGGUGUUGGUUUAGGUUGAGGUUCAUUGGGAGCUGCAUUUCUUCAAGAUCCAAGGUUGAUAGCUCAGUCAGUGGCACCAGCACUAAUUAUGCCGAAAGUAAAUCGACUAAUGAUACAAGUCGAGAUCAACCAACAGUCCCAGUAGUCUCUUCGACAACCACUAGUAAUGCUGAAAGCAAUUCAUCCACUUCCAAACUUGAAGAGGAGCUUAAAGUCGCUUCCAGGCUGCGAAAAUUUACUUUCAAUGAUCUUAAGUUGGCAACCAGAAAUUUUCGCCCUGAAAGUCUUCUUGGUGAAGGUGGGUUUGGUUGUGUGUUCAAGGGGUGGAUUGAAGAAAAUGGAACUGCUCCGGUGAAACCUGGCACAGGGCUUACUGUUGCCGUAAAAACCCUCAACCAUGAUGGGCUUCAGGGUCAUAAAGAGUGGCUGGCUGAAGUCAAUUUUCUUGGUGAUCUAGUUCAUCCAAAUCUUGUUAAACUUAUAGGUUACUGCAUUGAAGAUGAUCAAAGGUUGCUAGUGUAUGAAUUUAUGCCUCGGGGAAGCCUGGAAAACCACUUGUUUAGGAGAUCCCUGCCUCUUCCAUGGUCCAUUAGGAUGAAAAUAGCACUUGGAGCUGCAAAGGGUCUUGCUUUUCUUCAUGAGGAAGCUGAACGACCAGUAAUAUAUAGGGAUUUCAAAACUUCCAAUAUACUGUUGGAUGCAGACUACAAUGCUAAGCUCUCAGACUUUGGACUUGCAAAAGAUGGACCAGAGGGUGAUAAAACCCAUGUGUCUACUCGAGUGAUGGGAACCUAUGGUUAUGCAGCACCAGAAUAUGUCAUGACAGGACAUCUUACAUCAAGAAGUGACGUGUAUAGUUUUGGAGUGGUACUACUUGAGAUGUUGACUGGCAGAAGAUCUAUGGACAAAAACCGACCAAAUGGCGAACACAACCUUGUGGAGUGGGCUAGACCACAUCUAGGAGAGAGAAGAAGGUUCUACAGGUUGAUAGACCCUCGCUUGGAAGGUCACUUUUCCAUAAAAGGGGCUCAGAAAGCCGCUCAUCUGGCUGCUCACUGCCUUAACCGAGAUCCGAAAGCUAGACCCUUGAUGAGUGAAGUUGUGGAAGUUUUAAAGCCUUUGCCAAACCUUAAGGACAUGGCUAGUUCAUCAUAUUAUUUUCAGACAAUGCAAGCUGACCGGUUUAGUGCAAGUCCAAAUACUAGAAACGGGAGAACACAAGGAGCAUUACUGACCCGGAAUGGGCAGCAACAAAGGAGCCUAUCAAUACCACAUGGUACUCAUGCAUCUCCAUAUCACCAUCAGUUUCCCCAACAAUCACCAAAACCAAAUGGCAAGGCAUAGAGUUGAUGAGUUUUAAUUUUCUUUGUCACCCUUCUUUUUCAUUAUUUCUUAUUUUCUAAGUAUAGAUAUCACUUGUGCCUAGCCAUUUGUUCAUGGACAACUUGAGAGCAAAAGAAGCAUGCUGCUUUAUGGUUUAUGUUGCGAGUGUUGACCUAAGGGAAGAAUGUAAGGGCAGGUGAAGCUUAUUGAGCGACUAUGUCUUAUGUCAAUUUGUCAACCAAUAUGUUUCUUCAGGUUGUUUGGAAAUAUUCAAGAUUAUUAACUCCUCAAUUUUAUUUUAUUUUUUCAUUCCCCCGAAUGUCAUCUCUUCAAUUGCUUAGGCUCAUCAAACAUUGCGGCUCCUUAAAUUAACUACAGGCUUUUGUUUG